AAAAGGUUAUUAAAAACAGGUGGACAAUUUCGUGGUGACAUUGUCUCUCCUUUCUCUCCCUCUCUUUUGCAAUGGCUACAUCAGCUCCAGUUACAGCAGGGGACAGAGACAGCUCUGAAGGUUACCGCUCGCUAGUUGAUCCAGCAGAAAUAUUCACAUACUUCACAGAGAAGGCCUGGGACGUACCGCAGAUAAUUGGCUCUUUCUCUUUGCUCAAAGACAAACUGGGCAUAGAUAAGGAGGCGUAUGGAGUCUCCCUUUAUCACUCUUUGAAGAGCAAACUAACGCACUGGAAGGCAAAGACCCUCUGGGAGCUUCUGGACAAGAAAGUUCAACUUAACGAGUAUAAGAACCAAAAGGCGUGUCAAGGUACCUCGGUAUGCGUCGUUGGGUGUGGUCCCGUUGGUAUGAGGUUUGCUAUUGAGGCUGCGUUGCUAGGCUGUGACAUUGUCGUUGUGGAGAAGCGACCUUAUUUCUCUCGCAACAAUGUUUUGCAUUUGUGGCCAUUCACUAUUGACGACUUGAAGAGGCUAGGGGCUAAGAAGUUUUAUGGACAGUUUUGUGCUGGCUCUCUUGAUCAUAUCAGCAUCAGAUCGCUACAGUCAAUACUACUAAAGACCUCACUCAUGUUUGGGGUAAGGAUUUAUUUUGGUAUCGAGUUCGUUAAAAUUAAAGAACCUGGGGGCGGGAGGGCGUGGCAUGCUGACUUCCUCCCUAGCAACCAUCCACUUAACGACAUAGACUUUAGUGUCCUGGUUGGUGCCGAGGGUAAGAACAGUCGGAUACCUGGUUUUGAUAGGAAGGAGCUGAGAGCUAAGCUUGCUCUAGCCAUCACUGCUAAUUUCAUCAAUCAUCGGACACAGGAUGAAGCAGCUGUUCAGGAGAUUAGUGGAGUUGCUUUCAUUUUCAAUCAAAAGUUCUUCAAGGACUUACGAGAGGAUACCGGGAUAGACCUUGAGAAUAUCGUCUAUUAUAGAGACGACACUCACUACUUCAUAAUGACUGCGAAGAAGGACAGUCUGCUGGAUAAAGGAGUCCUGAUUAAAGAUUAUCCUGAUGUCCAACAGCUGUUGGCUCCAAGUAAUAGGAACAUGAAGAAAAUGUGUGAAUAUGCCAUUGAAGCAGCUGAUUGGUCGACUGAACUACCACAGCUGGACUUUGCUAUGAAUCACAAAGGUCAACCUGAUGUUGAUCUGUUUGACUUCACCUCAAUAUACCAAGCAGAGUAUGCAGCAAGAGCAGUGAGUAGAGAUGACACUGAUCUCCUUAUUUGUCUCGUUGGAGACAGUUUAGUGCAACCGUUUUGGCCCCAGGGCACUGGGUGUGCCCGUGGCUUCCUCAGUGCAAUGGAUGCUGCCUGGAUGGUCCGUGGGUUUGGAGAAGGACGUAAAGUACUUGAGCUACUAGCCGAGAGGGAGAGCCUCUUUCAAAGACUCACUCAAACUAAACCAGACAAUCUUUCAAAGAAAUUUGCAGCUUACACCAUUGACCCUAGAACAAGAUACCCUAACCUUAAUAUAGGGAUCGUAAAACCAGCUAAUGUUAAGCAGUUGUAUGACUUUGAUGGUGAAUUGGACCUGACCCCUCCUUCUCCUCAAGCCACGCCUCCUCAACCCCCGCCUCCUUUAGCCACACCUCCUUUAGCUACACCUGUGAAUAAUAACGUAUCGUUAGCACCUCCUGAAAUUACACCUACAAAACUAACACCUUCUAAACCUAAGACCACGCCUUCAAUAACCACACCCAAUGUGACCACACCUCCAAAUGAUAUCGGCUCAAAGGCCACGCCUACAAGUACCACACCUGCAAUAGAGACGACUCCAAAAGGCACUCCUACUAUCACUCCAAAGAGAGUAGCCCCUCCUCCUCCUAAACCAUUGCGUAAGACCCCCUCACGUCCCAUUAACCAAGCAGGUCAAGUUACCCGGGCAUUAUAUGGAACACCUGAGAGUGAUAAAGUGUUGGCUGAUAAGCAGGUGAUAAUGAAAUGGUUCAAGGAGGAGCUGAAGGAUUAUCCUAACCUGAGAAUUAAUGAUUUAGCAAGGUCGUUUAGAGAUGGGAUGGUCCUCUGUUCAUUAAUUCAUCAUUACAAUCCAACCAUAAUCCCUCAGUUCUCUUCCCUCUCUUCUGGUAAUCAAAUGACCAAUAAUAAGUUAGCGUUCUCUCUACUGGAGAAGCACUUCAACAUCCCUCAGUUGAUAAAACCCUCCGAAAUGAACGACCCUGAUCGCCUAACCCUCUUCACGUACUUGUCCUCAGUCUACGAGACCUUCCUUAAUUUAGAGCCUUUACCUCUAGCAUCAGUCACUUCUUCAGGUGCUACUCCUUCCAGCGGCUCUAAGAAAGGGAAACUGAUGCGGAAGUUAAGUAGGAAGAACUCUAAGAGUCUUUUAUCAGUCAGUCCAGCGGACUCAUGGGGUACUGAUACAAACAGUUUGAGGCGGAGCCUCUCUCCGAAUAAAAAAGAGCAAAAGAGCCGAAGGGAGAAGAAGGAGAAGGUCCAAGAGACGAUAAAAGAGAAAGAGGAGAAGGAGACAACCCCUCCUCCUGCUAAAGGUGGAGCAGCUGCUACAGGAACUGAGACUAAUGCUAAAUCAAAAGGACAGUCUGGCCAAGGGCCGAAUACUCCAAAAUCAGCUCCUAAUGUUCAAAAGACUGGUCCUCGUCCUAUCAGUACUUUUGGCUCACCAGCUGUGGCUAGUGACAUUUGCUUCUUUUGUGAGAAAAAAGUGUAUUUGAUGGAGAAAAUGUCAGCAAACAAUGUCUUCUUUCAUCGUAAUUGUUUUCGUUGCUCUCAUUGCAACUCUCAGUUGAAUCUCGGGAACUUUGCAAUGUCAAAGGGAGAAAACGGAGCACCUGGAAAGUUCUUUUGUAAACCUCACUACCGACAAUUGUUUAUGGCAAACCCAGAGGCUAUUAAUUAUGCUCGCAGUCAGCCUGAGAAGGACAAAAGUUUGUCUCCUCCUCCUACCUCUCCCUCUCAAUCAAAUCUCCCUCCGAUAUCUGAGGAUGAAGUGGCACCAGCUGCUCCUAAUUCUGUAGUUCCUAAAGAUGACGAAGAGGUAAUAGAAGCCAGAGAAAGGAAAAGGACUCUCACUCAAAAGUUCUCGGACAUGUUUCGAAGACGAUCAUCACGUUCAAGCAGCAAAAGCCCAUCACCUGAAAAAACUGUUCCUAAACCUAAAAAAGAUGAAAAUCCGAUACUUUAUGAGGCGCCACCCACUCCACCAGAGGAAUCACCUGUGACCACACCUACCACUACCAAACCAACCAUCACUCCAUCAGUAGAAGUAACUCCAGAUACUACAAGCUCAAGUCCUUUCCGUAAACGAAGUACUAAAAUCCGUGGGCGUUCUGGUACGACCCCACCCCCAAGGUCUGACGGUGCUCAGCAUUUGUUGAACAGUAAAAAGAGGCGUGGUCAGGCUAGUCUAGUCCGACCAAUCAUAGCGGUUCAAGACGAGGAGGACGAUAUAGCUGUGAGCGAGAGACAGAAGCAACAGGAGAGGUUCAGGGAGGCCCAGGAGAUACAGAGAGAGAUGAGCCAAAUUGAAUUACAAUAUGAGGAAUUUGAGGAAAUAGCACGAGAAAUAGAGCAGAAUCUGCGAGAUGCUGAAGGGACUGAACAAGAGGACAACUUCAUGAGGGCGUGGCUCAACUUGGUCUCAGAAAGAAAUGCCCUAGUUCGCCGGACAGCUGACCUAAGUCUUCAAAUGAAACUGUUUGGACUUGAGGACCGCCAGUACGAGCUACAGAAAGAGAUGAGGGAACUACAAGAGAAAGAGACUGAGGAGAAUGGAGAUGAACCUGAUCCAAACUUUGAGAGACUGUUAGAAGAACUGGUGGAGGUGGUACAGGAAAGAGAUCAGAUCAUCCAACAAGUGGAAAGUGACAGAGUCAGAGAGUUGGAUGAACAAGCUGCUGAAGAAGAAAUGAUGAAUCAUCGAUUUGGAGAAGGAGACAGUCCCAGUAGGAGAUCAGCCACAAUGCCAGUUGAAGGAGGAGGAGGAGGGAAAAAGGAACGGAAAGAUAAGAGAACAAGUUGGUGGCCAUGGUAGCCAUGGUAACCAGUUCUGCUACUCGCCCAUAAUUAUAAUAAUUAAACAGUUCAAUAUUAUGAUAGUUUUCGUAUUUUUUAAUUUUUUCUUUUCACGUUUUACAUAUCAUCUUUUAUGUUCUAGUUUGUCUGUAUAAUUAAUAAUAAUAUAUUUGUAAAUAAUAAUUAUUAUAAUAAUGUUAUAAUUAUUAUAAUAA
Messenger RNA from Amphimedon queenslandica, 4254 nucleotides. Its product is annotated as protein-methionine sulfoxide oxidase MICAL2-like. The transcript is spliced from 17 exons. Gene Ontology annotation, molecular function: protein binding. NCBI's taxonomy places the organism in Eukaryota, Metazoa, Porifera, Demospongiae, Haplosclerida, Niphatidae. The record is from RefSeq and is a predicted model, not a curated record. The coding region runs from base 72 to 4058 and encodes 1328 amino acids.